AUGUCGGGUGAAAUACCACAUGGUGUGAAAUAUAAAGAUAUACUUGAAGAUGAAAAUGAACUUAUAGAUGUGAAAAUGCUCGUUAGACUAUUCAAUUCAGUGGCUCCAAAGCUAGAAACAUUGUUAAGAGAAGCAAAUCGGGAUUAUAUUAGAACUUGGAAUAGAGUAAAGCAAGAGUUACAGAAUCUAGGAGAUACACGAGAGGCUGAUAGAUUGAUAAAAGGAAUAGAUCAGGUUUAUCAUAGACGGUAUUUUGGUUUCAUUAAGAAUAUCGAAAGUUUUAAGGAUGUUUCUGAGAAAUUAGCAACACGGAUUGAUUCGCAUAUCCAAGUUGACGAGAAGGAAUUUCUAGGUCUUAUAAUGCAAUCUAGAUCACUAGUACCAUCGAUCAUGGAGUUAUUUAAAGAUGUUGACAAAUUAGAAGAUGAUAUCAAUUCUAUGUUUCGGGAGGUUAUAAAAUUUUUGGAGGAGGUUUCUUAUCAAUAUACUUCAUUACAUAGAAAUGCAACUAUUAAUCAACUAGAAAGGGAUGGUACACAACAACUGAAAACUACCUAA
Molecule: messenger RNA, 558 nt
Organism: Hansenula ciferrii
Lineage: Eukaryota; Fungi; Ascomycota; Saccharomycetes; Phaffomycetales; Wickerhamomycetaceae
Exons: 1
Coding region: 1-558 (185 amino acids)
Source: RefSeq, a predicted model, not a curated record